AUGUCUUUGAAAGAGACCUACGACGAGGCAGAGGCACAGCGUCGUCUUUUUGAAGAUACUGUGGAUGCAGCUGCCCUUGAAAAGGCCAUCCGUGGCUAUGAAGCUUCUAGCAAAUUGAUUGAACAGCUGAUGCUCUUCAGUGAUAAUGAGCUCUUUGAAGACAUCACAGAUACAGAGAUUCGAUAUCUACUUACAGAGUAUCGCUUGGCACAGCUCGUGCAGGAACGCAGGGAUUUCUCCCGCCGGAAAGAGGCUUUGCAGCGUGCACGCGUUCUGUACAUCUCGUUUCUCCAGCGCUGUCUGGACUACGAGAUCGUGCCAGCAUCAUCUCGUACAUCUGUACAAGCUGUUGUGAAACAACAGAGACGGCCUCUGGAUGCCGCAGCACGCAGGCAAGACAAGAUUGAACAGUUCCGCAGGGAGCAAGACCUCGAGAAGGCACUUGCGUUGCUCGAGGGGCGUGACGACCCGGAACAUCUGCGCGAGCUCUACUCCACUGCUAUUGAGCUUGCCAUCACAAGAUCGGUGUCUGGUCUCGACUCUAUUGAAAGCGAAUUAAACGUACUAGCCAUGGCACCAGACCCUUUAACGGCAGACCGGCCUCGAGAUGACCCCAAUGCACGGACCAGCGCAAGCAAGGAUGUAACACAGUGGCGCCUAGAUGCUCCGAGGGAAACAGGAUUGCUGGACAAGUCUGGCAGACCACUGCGCUCGUUUGUCAUCACAGGGCAACACGAUCGUGACACACUCAAACGAGGCGUCUUUGGUGCAGAUCAUAGUCUGCCUACUAUGACUAUUGACGAGUAUCUAGAGCAGGAGAAAUUGACGGGCGGCAUCAUGGCUCCGGCAAACAAGGCGCCUGAGGGGAAAAAGCCAGUGCAAGACAAUGAAGCUUCUGAGGAGGAAGAGCGACUUGAGAAGAUUCGCUGGGACAAAUUCACGGAAGAAAAUCCAAAGGGGAUUGGCAAUACAAUGAAUCGGGGCUGA
Molecule: messenger RNA, 987 nt
Organism: Protomyces lactucae-debilis
Lineage: Eukaryota; Fungi; Ascomycota; Taphrinomycetes; Taphrinales; Protomycetaceae
Product: TAP42-like protein
Exons: 2
Coding region: 1-987 (328 amino acids)
Biological process (GO): regulation of dephosphorylation; regulation of signal transduction
Cellular component (GO): cytosol
Molecular function (GO): protein phosphatase 2A binding
Source: RefSeq, a predicted model, not a curated record